AUGUUAAAAUCAUCGAGGAACAAGUUACUCUACGAUCUCCCUCAUCGUCGCUUCACGAGUAAGUUUGCGACGAUUAAUAUGUUUAUGGGUUUGUACGUAUCAUACGGUGUUUUGUCGUAUGUGUGACAUAAGUUUGGAGGAAGGGUUUGUUUAUAGUAGAUUGUUCGAGUAAUCCUGUGUACUCUCUGAAAGCAAAUUUUUGACGUUAGGCAAGCACAGAAUUAAAUGAAAAAAAUAAUACAACUUUUUACCGCUCAAGCAGACUUACUUUUACUUCUUACUGUACUUUCUAUUGUAAAGUUUGUUAAUCUAAAUAUAUAUAUAUUACUAUCAUUUUCUAUUAGAAAUUCUACUAUAACAUACAAUUACUGUAGUAAAUUCAAAAUUAAAAAUAUUUUUUCAAAUGUUGUUAUAUAUCUUAUGUAGUUCAGCUAAUACGAUGUGUUCGUAUAAGUUCAUUUAGUUCGUAUGAAAAGAAAAUUAAUAAAGAAACUAAUUGGCUGAAAAUAACUAAUAAUUAAGCUUGUUUAUUAACUGUAAAUCUUUAGAAAACAAAAUACAGUUAAAGAAUGCCAUACUAUGAAGGGUCAUACUAAAGAGGUUUCACUAUACAUAUAUACAAAAAUUGAACUACAAUAGAACUCUUGUACAGCAAAUCACUUUGAAAUUUUAAAUUUGUUUGUUAUAAAAGUGUUCGUUACACAAAAGAAUUUUUAAUGUAACUUAUAUUUACACGCACAGUAAACAUAACCCAAUAUCUUUUUAGAAAUGAAACUCCUAAUCCUUCUCUUCGCCUUGUUCGGCCUGAUAUCAGCCCAAACCUUGAAUGAAUUUGCCGAUCAACUUCACUUGGAACGGAUCUUUGAUCCAUAUACGUAUCAGAGAGUCAAUUAUGAUAUGACAAGAUUUGCGUACAACGCUCGGUAUCCUAACAACAACUACGAUAAGGUGGAUAAAUGGCAGCCAGCCAGUUGGAGCGACAUCUUCGGCCCUCGUAAGGGAAAGUAG
Bursaphelenchus okinawaensis is the source of this 1008-nucleotide messenger RNA. NCBI's taxonomy places the organism in Eukaryota, Metazoa, Nematoda, Chromadorea, Rhabditida, Aphelenchoididae. The record is from the annotation of a GenBank genome assembly.